CUCGACAUUAAUAAAGAACCACUCCGCUAGUAUUAUUAUCGUCAUGAAUCGACAACCAAGACGUGGCGGCAACAACCGCCAACUACCGCGUCAACACCAAAGCACAUCGCGGUCCGCAGGUAGUAACACGCGGAACGAUAGCAUCGCGCCAGGGUUGUCGGUCGCUGUCGUCCAGAAGCAUGACCAACCCACGGGGCGGCUGACGUAUGGUGUCGUCGCAGCCACGUUGACCAGUUCGGCCGUGCACCCCCGAGGCAUCAAGGUCCGCUUGACGGACGGCACCGUGGGUCGAGUGCAGCACAUCCAGCCCGCGGAUGCUUCAAAAGUACACACGGCAUCGUCUUUUGCAUGCACGGACGAGUCGGACUUCGUGCGACCACCACCGCCGACAACGUCGCUGCUCGACUGGAUGCACCCUUCCCGUCGCACCCCCAACGCACCGCCAUCGCAGCCUUCCAUACCACAGAAAUUCCACGACCUCGUCACCGCGCGUAGUACGCCCGCCGCUGCCAUCGUCGACGACGAACACGCUACUUGGAACUGCGCCGUGUGCACGUUUGAAAACUCGAGCUUUCUCGUGUCUUGCGAAAUGUGUCUGUCGUCCAAGCCCGAAUCAUCAUGAUUUAUUCGUCCAUGUUAUUAAUAUAUUGGUAGACAACUCCAGU
This is a messenger RNA of Aphanomyces astaci, 665 nucleotides long. RefSeq lists its product as hypothetical. The coding region runs from base 44 to 622 and encodes 192 amino acids. The record is from RefSeq and is a predicted model, not a curated record. NCBI's taxonomy places the organism in Eukaryota, Oomycota, Saprolegniomycetes, Saprolegniales, Verrucalvaceae. The transcript has a single exon.